Molecule: messenger RNA, 1896 nt
Organism: Ceratotherium simum simum (southern white rhinoceros)
Lineage: Eukaryota; Metazoa; Chordata; Mammalia; Perissodactyla; Rhinocerotidae
Source: RefSeq, a predicted model, not a curated record
UCUGCUCAAACCCACCAUCUGGGCAGAGCCAGACUCUGCCGUCACUCACGGGAAGCCCGUGUACAUCUGGUGUCAGGGAUCUCGGAAAGCCAGCCAGUACUACCUGUACCGAGAGGGGCUCUGGGAACCCUGGGGAAGUGAGUUUCCACUGGGACCUGGCGACAAGGCCAAAUUCUCCUUCCUACGCAUGACUGACCACCUUGCUGGGAGCUACCACUGCUUGUAUCACAGCAAAACAAGCUGGUCAUUUCCCAGCAAGACUCUGGACUUGGUGGUCACAGGAAUGUUCAACAAACCCACCCUCUCAGCCCUGCCAAGCCCUGUGGUGACCUCAGGAGAGAGUGUGACCCUCCAGUGUCGCUCAUGGCAGGGAUUCGACAGGUUCAUUCUGUGUCUCGGAGGAGGAGAUGACCACCCUGGACACCUGGACUCUCAGUGCCAAGCCGAUGGGUGGUCCCAGGUCCUCUUCACCGUGGGCCUUGUGAGCCCAAGUCACAGGUGGGCGUACAGGUGCUAUGGUUACUUCUCGACCUCUCCCUAUGUGUGGUCUUCCUCCAGCGACAUCCUGGAGCUCCUGAUCUCAGGCGUGUCUAGGACACCGUCCCUCUCAGUGCUGCCAGGUCCUGUGGUGGCCCGAGGAGAGAUAUUGACCCUCCAGUGUCGCUCUGAUGUCAGCUAUGACAGAUUCGCUCUGAUCAAAGAAGGAGGACGUGACCUCUCCCAGCGCUUUGGCUGGCAACCCCAGGCUGGACUCUCUCAGACCGACUUCCCCCUGGGCCCUGUAAGUGGCUCUCACAGGGGUCAGUACAGAUGCUACAGUGGAUACAACCUCUCCUCCUAGUGGUCAGCCCCCAGUGACCCCCUGGACAUCCUGGUGGCAGGUGAGGAGCCUCACCCCAGCCCACACUCCUCUCCCACUCUGUCAGCCCACCCGGGCCCCACCGUGGCCCCAGGAGAGAGUGUGACCCUGCGGUGUCAGACCCAGAGUUUGUUUGAUGCGUUCUUUCUGUACAAGGAAGGGGAAACCGGUCCCCCACGGCACCUCAAGAUGGGGCACACGGCUAGAGAAUUCCAGGCUGUGUUCCUUGUGGGCCCCGUGACCCCCAGUGACAGGAGGACAUUCAGAUGCUACGGCUAUUACACAAGCAAACCCCAGAUGUGGUCAGACCCUAGUGACCCCCUGGAGCUCAUGGUCUCAGGAGGCUCUGAGGAUGGACUCUCUCUCACCGAGUCACGCACUCCGAAGGGUCUCAAAUGGUACCUGAAGGUUCUGGUUGGGGUCUCGGUGGCCUUCGUCCUGCUGCUCUCCCUCCUCCUCCUCCUCUUCCUCAUGCGACACUGGCGUCAGGGCAAAAGCAGGAGGUCUGCCCAGAGACAGGCUGAUCUCCAACUCCCUGCAGGGGCUGCAGACCCAGAGCCCAAGGACAGAGGCCUGCAGAUCAGCUCCAGCCCAGCUGCUGACGCCCAGGAAGAGACCCUCUAUGCUGCCGUGAAGGACACACAGCCUGAGGAGGGCGUGGAGCUGGACCAUCAGGCUACUGCGUCUGAAGACCCCCAGGACGUGACCUACGCCCAGCUGAACCACUUGACCCUCAGGCGGGAGACAACAUCCUCUUCCUCCCAGUCAGAGGAACCCCCAGCAGAGCCCAGCGUGUAUGCUGCUCUGGCCAUCCACUAGCCCAGAAAGGACCCAGACCCACCCUCCAGGGAGAGAGACUGCAGGGACUCCAAAAGGCACAGGAGCUGCCCCCAAAGGACACAUCCUAAUGACCCCCAGCCAGCCAGACUCCUAACAUGGACCACCAGGACGUUCUGGGACACUUUGGGAGUCACCUGAUUCUGCCGUCAAAGAUAACUAAUAUCGACACAUUAUGGAAAUAAAGCAGCAGACUUCUC